UUGAUGUAAAGGAAUGUCAAACUUUACCAAACUUUAUCUGCAGUAAUUCUUGAUUUUUAACCCAAGUUUUGAUAUUCAAAGCUUAUAUGUUAAUACUUUGAUACAUUGGAUUGCUCGUGGAUGGAAGAUUUGGACAAUAUCGAGGAUUGUUGUCAUGUGAUUUGUGAGCUAUUGUCUUCAUGAAGCUUUAAAUAAUAUCUCUAUGGAUUAGAGGAUCAAGGUUAUAGAAAUAUGGAUCCUUUAUCUUGGAGCAAUGAUAAAUCCACAGGGUAUCAGAAAGAGAACAGCCCGCCAGGUGCGUCGGAUGUUCACGAGAAUCCAGGUGCAAAACUAUUAGCCACAGCUGAUGUCCUGUCUUUAAAUAAUUCAAAUCAAGGACAAACGGCUGCGUUCAAGCCUUUCCAAGAAAAUGUUAGAAAACUUGACGAUAAUAUAGUUCAACAGCUACAACAACCUCUUCAACCAAGGAACAGCCUUAUCCAAACAAACAAGCAAAAUGAAAAAGUUCAACCAGAGUUGUUAAAGAAAUUUAGACAACUACGUCAAUGGCAGCAGCAACAACAAGAGAGCAUGUAUAAACAACAACAGGAGCAAAUGGCAACCCUCAAAAUGCAACAAGAAAAGCUACAAUUGCUGUACCAGAAGGCUGUGGUUAGUACUGGAUCACCUAGCACAACAGCUAACGGUCCUGGAGACUGUCAGAGAACAGGCAAGCCAUCUCCGUUCAACAAUACAAAUGGAAAAGAAAUAAAUGAACAAAAAAGUAAUACCUCAAUGGAAUCAUUUUUCAAGUCUUUAAAAACCCAAGAAAAGAUAGAAACAUCUUUGGUUAAUCCAGCUUCGUAUGUUGGACAACAAGACAUCUAUCACAUACAGGGAUCGCCACCUAGUAAUUCCUGUGCACAAAGUCCUGUACUAAUGACUCCAAUGCAGUUCAUGAGUCCAACUUCUUACAGUAGACCUCAUAUUUGUAGUCCUGAAGAUUUUGGUCUGAGUGGACCUACUAAUCCUUUAAUGCAGCAGAAUGCCCUGAAUCAAUCUCCCAAUCAAGCACUACAGAGAAAAAUUCCAGAAUAUGAGAAAGAAAGAGACUAUGAUGCAAUGUCCUUAGAGGAUCAAAGUGAUCUCGAAUCUCAACCUGAUUACCAAUCUGAUUGUGAUACAAUGAGUGGGGUUUAUCCCAUCGAAGAUGAUGUCUCUGAAACCUGCAGCACAGAGAUAGAGAAUGAGCAAAGAAGAAAGGAUGUUGAAGAAGAAGAAGACCAGAGUGAUGAAGAUGGGAAUUCAGACCUGGAAAAUACUGUCCGUGAAAGGGUGGAUCCUGGUCAUACCAAGGCUGCAAUGAAUGAUGAAGAACGUCCAAUCAACCCUGGAAUAGGUGCUGCUAAAGCUACUACAUUUGAAGAACUCUUGGAAAGAGAACUGUCAAAUGAACAGAACCAAGGUACACGACAAAACUCUCCAAGUCCAGUCAAACCACAAAAGAAAUUCCUAAGAAAAGGUCAAGGCUUAGCACGAUUCAACAUGAAGCCAACAAACCUAAACAAACAAAAAACUGUCAAUCAAAAACCAUCUUCAGGCCUUCCUUCAUUACAGCAGGUGUCAAGAACGCAUAAAGAAGAAAGAAAUAUAAUGAAUAAUCCUCCUGUUAGACAAGAACCUAAGGGGUCUUCUAAACAGCUGCUGGCUGUACCUCAAAACAAGGUUCAAAGGAAGAUUGCUGGGAGAACAGCACCCUCUGCACCAAGCAAUCAACUUCCUAAGCCAUCUUCCCAGGCUUAUGGUUCUAGUGUGCUAGCAUCACGUGUUAUUGGACCAUUCAGCUCUUUGGCUAAUGGCAUACCUAUCACCAAGACAACAGGAGCUGUUACCAAGACAACAGGAGCUGUUACCAAGACAAAAGGAGCCGUUACCAAGACAACACUCACCUCUGUUAGGAGAGAUGGAUCACCCUUACUGUCUCCUCUUACCAGUUUAGAUCUUUCCUUUGACAAACAAGAAAAAGAAUGGGAAGAAAUAAAAGAGGAUGAAGACCUUGAGGAGUUUGAAAUGCUUGAACAGGCAGCUGCUAAUGCUUCAUUCUCGUCUAACUCAUCCCUCGUUGUCAAGGUCCUAGAAAAGGCGAGGUCACAAAAGCCAGGACAUCAAACUGCUUUUGUCAGGAAAAUGGAGAAUAUUGUUACAACAAGCAGAGAUUCCCAGGUGMCCAGUAUCCUAAGUCCUGUAGACACAGGCUAUGGCAGUGGAGAAGGAAGGGGUAGCGGCUCAGUUAUUGUUGGUAGUCAGGCAGGCAGCAUGUCGUCUGUUGAAGAUGCCAGCACAACAGACAAUGAAAGCAAUGAAGAAGAAGAAGACGAUGAUAACGAUACCACAUUACAAGAGAUAGACUCAUAUGACGAUGAAUCCUCUUCCCCUGGCACUGAUCAACUCCCCCAUCAUAUGAACCAACCUCAACAUGGAUCUUGUGCUCCAGAGGCUUCAGUACAAUCGUCAGUUCCUGCAUUGACGUCACCAGAUGAAUUCGAUGACCAAGAAGCCUGGGGAGAGAUAAAAGCGCAAACGAACCAAAAUGACACCGACAGUGAUGAAGACAGCGAUGAUACUGACGUCACCAUUAUUGACAUAUUUCCAUUAAACACUUCCCUGAAAACGAUUAUACCACGUGAUUCAACCAACAGAAGUGAAUAUCAGCAAACGAGUAGUCCUGGUAACAAGAGUGACGUCACGUCCACUCCUCCGACCUCUGCACUGGUGUCAAAGCUUUUCCCUAAACUAAAACCAAAGCCGAAGGUUGAAGAAAACCAAGUCAACAACCCACCUACUGUCCCUGUUGUAACAGACAGUGGACCAUGCAGAGAAGUUCAAGAGAAACUAAAAGAACUCGAAGAAGAGAUCAGCAAGUUCCGUACUGAGAACAAGGCGUUGGCCAAGAUAAGAAACGAACGAGACGAGGGUCUAAAGAGAUUCCAGAAAGAAAUCGAUUCGUUCGAAAAACAGAAGACAGAGGAAUUAGAGCGUCUCGAGAAGUUCAGAGAAGAAGAAAUGCAGAAGCUACGACGAGAACGAAGGACAUUUGAAAAGUAUCAAAAAGCGACCAGAAAUAAUCCUGAUAAAAAAGAGCGCGAAGAGAUAGAAGCACUACGAUCACAGGCAGCAGAGUUGCAAGAGGAAAUAAAGCGUCGUGAAUCUCGAUGGUCAGCGGCAAGUUCUCGGUAUCGUAGCCGAAUCGAGGCUUUGGAAGAACAGAACAAAGAGCUCCAGGAAGAAGUGAAAUUACUGGAAAAAUAUCGACUGGAAAAAUGGAGAAAUGACGAAAUGAAGGCUAAGGAGAACGAAGAAGCAAAGCCAAGAGAUGUGGCGCUCCGUAAGACCAUAAAACCUGCAGAACCAGCUAGGAACGAAGCCCUCAACCAUCCACUAAACUAUGAAGUGAUGCAAAAAGAGGAAACUAUCAGACAAACACCGCAGUACAAGCCAAGCCCUCUGAAAAGCCAUGAAAACACAGCGAUAGAUAUGAACAAUAACAAUAAGACAAUAGCGAAUGACUCGACCAGUAAACAGUCACCCCGAGGUAAAAGCAUGGUAAAUACAAGCGAUGCUGGCCCAAAACAAUCAGAGAGUGGAGAACAGUUGAAAAGCAAAAACAAUAUCACAGGAAUUGCGUCAGUUAUUCCUGGAAUGAAGAGACUGGCUUUACAAGAAAUUGAGCACCCGGAUGGCAAGGUCGAACAUGUAAAGCCUGAUGGGUCACGUGUCAUAAUGUUUUCUAACGGCACAAGGAAAGAGAUCAGUACCGAUGGACAGACUAUUAUCGUGUCUUUCUUCAAUGGAGACAUCAAGCAAGUUUUCCCUGACCAGCGAGUGGUGUACUACUACUCUGAUGCCAAAACAACACACACAACAUAUCCAGAUGGACUGGAGGUUCUGCAGUUCCCAAAUAACCAAAUCGAGAAACACUACGUGGAUGGAACCAAAGAAAUCAUCUUUCCAGAUCAGACCAUCAAGUACUUGUACGUCGAUGGCACUGAGGAAUGCGUGUUUGCGGACGGUACCAUCCAGCGCAUGCGUGCUGGAGACGGAGAAAGAAUUAUAGAAUUCCCCAACGGCCAAAGGGAGGUCCACACCAAACACUAUAAGAGACGUGAAUAUCCAGACGGUACCGUCAAGACAGUUUACCCUGAUGGAAGAACAGAAACAAGAUACAGUACAGGAAGACUACGCAUGAAAGACCGUGAUGGGCGUGUCCUCGUGGACACCGCUGAACGACUACUGCAAGAAUAAAGCGGGUUUUUCACCGUAUGAGUGGGAACGACAGACUAUGUUUUCUUAGUGGGAAGCGAUGAGAUAAAUUCGUAGGACUUCGUACUUUAGCCGAGUCGUAUUUUGCGGUAUCCGURACUGGAUAAAUAUAAUUAAAGAUAGCUGAAGUCUUUUCUAUGUUUUAAUCGUUUCCUACUCAUAUAAAAACCGCUACAGUACCUGUAAAUAUCAUAURAAUAUCUCUAUAAUUUAGACGAACAAGGAUAAAUAAAUUAUUUAGCUUCAAUGGUAUGUACAGAUCGUAAUUUAUAAAACUGCAAUAUAAAGAGUGCAUCACCAUUUCCACUUUCGCGCUACAUCGUUUUUAAAAUGUAUCAGGAUAUAACCAGAAGUCGAAUCAAUAAAUACCAUGAAUGAACCUUGUUUUCCCUCCGUAAUAUCAGGAUAUAUGAUACCAUUUCCAUCCAGUAGUAUUGGGAUAUUCGGUACCAUUUCCAUCCGGUAAUAGCAGGAUAUUUGGUACAAUUCCAUCUAGUAAUAUCAGGAUAUUUGGUACCAUUUUAUCCAGUAAUAUCAGGAUAUUUGGUACCAUUCCAUCCAGUAAUAUCAGACUAUAUGGUACCAUUUCAUCCAGUAAUAUUAUCAGGAUGUUUGGUACCAUUUCAUCCAGUAAUAUCAGACUAUAUGGUACCAUUUCAUCCAGUAAUAUCGGGA
Messenger RNA from Actinia tenebrosa (Australian red waratah sea anemone), 4974 nucleotides. Its product is annotated as centrosomal P4.1-associated protein. Gene Ontology annotation, biological process: cilium assembly; centriole elongation. Lineage: Eukaryota; Metazoa; Cnidaria; Anthozoa; Actiniaria; Actiniidae. Gene Ontology annotation, molecular function: tubulin binding. The record is from RefSeq and is a predicted model, not a curated record. Gene Ontology annotation, cellular component: centriole; centrosome.